Gloeophyllum trabeum ATCC 11539 is the source of this 969-nucleotide messenger RNA. RefSeq lists its product as uncharacterized. Bases 1 to 969 code for a protein of 322 amino acids. Lineage: Eukaryota; Fungi; Basidiomycota; Agaricomycetes; Gloeophyllales; Gloeophyllaceae. The transcript has 5 exons. The record is from RefSeq and is a predicted model, not a curated record.
AUGAGGUCUGUAGGCGUAUAUGAGGGAGAAUACUACAUGGUGUCGCAUGUCCAAGAUGUGGGCAAACGGUUGUGGAAGGCUUCUAAAAGCUCAGAGCGGUUGGAGACUACAUUCAAACGCCUUGCUCAUCGGAACGCCAUCAGACAGAUGGAGGGGAUGAAGCUAUAUAAGUGGGCUAGGAAAUAUUGGAUUGCGCAAAGGCAAGAGCGUAUCGUGAGUAAAAUGCGCAAGAAGGGCUACCGCGAAGUUACAACAAUGGCCGCAGCCUGUCAAGACUUGUUUACUCGAGACCCCGUGGUGGGAGCACCGCGUGAGCUCACAAAGAAAGUCAGUACGAAUUCCCCCGGAAAUGCCAGCCCGGCCUCCAUCUUCUCUUCUCUCCCUGAACCUGGAGAUGCCGUCCUCGACAUCACUGUUGCAAGUCAGCUCGGCCAGGGACGCGUCGGGACCGUUCACAUCGCUGACGUGCGGUCCUGCUCUGUACCUGUCGAUAUACCGCCCUUCGUCGUCAAAGUCGCGAACCGCGAUUUCUGUGACAACCUCUUCAAAAAGGCAUGGAUGUACAAGGCUGCUAUGGUCCUCGGCUGGGACCGUGUGGCCACGACAAAGCUUCCAACGUCGAUUCUGUUCCUGGAGCGCGUCGGGGGGUAUUCGCCUCUGGGGGAGCCUGUCCCACAGACCGUGCAGGACGAUUUAUGGAGCAUCACCAAGGAUUUCGGGGAGUUACACAUCUUUGCUAAAGACCUUCGGUAUGACAAUGUCUUGUUGGCUCCGGACUCACCUCCCGGCCUCCCGUCGCUGGUGUCGCCCUCCAGUCACCGGUCCUAUGGAUUGCGAGUCGUUGAUUUUGACCUUGAGUACAAAGUUAAUUUACCCCCGCAGUCGCUGGACUUCCAUCACAGGCAUCCCGUCCGGCUCAUUCUCGACAAGGUGCCCAGUGGUAAUGUUGUAAACCCCUUUGAUGAUUGA